AUGUCUGCAGCCAUGAGGCAGAGGUUCGACCAGUUCCUUCACCAGAAGAACUGCAUGACUGAUCUCCUGGCCAAGAUCGAGGCCAAGACCGGCGUGAACCGGAGCUUUAUCGCGCUCGGUGUUACCGGGCUGCUCGCUUUGUACCUGGUGUUCGGAUAUGGAGCCUGUCUCCUCUGCAACCUGAUAGGAUUUGCUUACCCAGCCUACGUCUCAAUUAAAGCCAUAGAAAGCCCCAACAAAGAAGAUGAUACCCAGUGGCUGACCUACUGGGUGGUAUAUGGUGUCUUCAGCCUUGUCGAAUUCUUCUCCGACCUCUUCCUGUCCUGGUUCCCCUUCUACUACAUGCUGAAGUGCGGCUUCCUGCUGUGGUGCAUGGCUCCCAGCCCUGCCAACGGGGCAGACCUGCUCUACAAGCGCGUCAUCCGGCCCUUCUUCCUGAAGCACGAGUCCCAAGUGGACAGUGUGGUGAGUGACCUGAAGGACAGAGCCAAAGAGACUGCAGACGCCAUCUCUAAGGAAGCCAAGAAAGCUGCCGUGAAUUUACUGGGUGAGGAAAAGAAGAGCACCUAA
Molecule: messenger RNA, 570 nt
Organism: Rangifer tarandus platyrhynchus (Svalbard reindeer)
Lineage: Eukaryota; Metazoa; Chordata; Mammalia; Artiodactyla; Cervidae
Source: the annotation of a GenBank genome assembly